This is a messenger RNA of Ramularia collo-cygni, 963 nucleotides long. RefSeq names its product probable oxaloacetate/sulfate carrier. NCBI's taxonomy places the organism in Eukaryota, Fungi, Ascomycota, Dothideomycetes, Mycosphaerellales, Mycosphaerellaceae. The record is from RefSeq and is a predicted model, not a curated record. Gene Ontology annotation, cellular component: mitochondrial membrane. The transcript has a single exon. Gene Ontology annotation, biological process: mitochondrial transport. Bases 1 to 963 code for a protein of 320 amino acids.
AUGUCGACCACGAUUGGAUCCUUCAUUGCCGGCGGCGUCGCGGCGUGCGGCGCCGUCACAGUCACCCACUCCUUUGAGACGGUCAAGAUCCGACUACAACUCCAGGGAGAAUUGCAAGCCAAGCGCGAUGCGCCGCGAAUGUACAAAGGCGUUCUGCACGGCGUCAAGGUCAUCUACACCAAUGAGGGUCUCAAGGGCCUCUUGCGCGGACUGAGUUGCGCCUAUGUCUACCAGAUGACGCUCAAUGGCUGUCGACUUGGCUUCUACGAUCCUAUUCGGACGACCCUCAACUCCCUCAUUCUCACACGCUCGCCUACGAAUCGAACGGAUGAAGCGGUGAAGAAUAUGCAGUCUCUGCCCGUCAACAUUGCCUCUGGAGCUUCUUCGGGAAUUCUGGGUGCUCUGCUAGGAUCACCUUUUUUCCUUGUCAAAACGCGGUUACAGUCGUUCUCUCCCUUCCUUCCUGUAGGCWCCCAACAUCAAUACAGAAACGCAGCGGACGGUAUGCGCCAAAUAUACGGCGCCGAGGGCGUUCGAGGGCUAUGGAGAGGUGUAAUACCAGCAAUGGUGAGAACGGGCUUCGGAUCGUCCGUCCAGCUCCCUACCUAUUUCUUCGCGAAGAGAGUGCUACAACGUAACUUCAACAUCAAAGACGGAGCGCCGCUACACUUCAUGUCUUCAACCGCGUCCGGCUUUGUGGUGUGCGUAGUCAUGCAUCCUCCAGACACAGUCAUGAGCCGGAUGUACAACCAGACCGGAAAUCUCUACAAGAGCGCCUUUGACUGCCUGUCCCAGACCGUCAAGACAGAGGGCAUAUUUGCACUUUACAAGGGAUUCUUCGCUCACUUGGCACGGAUCCUGCCGCACACCAUCCUUACCCUGAGCUUGGCGGAGCAGACAAACAAGCUCAUGAGGAGGUUCGAGGACCGGGUUUUGAGCGAUGAUUUGAAAGCGAAACUAUAA